UUACGUUCUCUUGCUUUCAGUUCAAGUGGAGUGCUCUAAACGGCCGGUCAUGAGACUGGGACUUCAACUCUUUGGUGUUUACUUCUUCGCAACUUCCAUCCAAGCUGACUCGAGGCGAGAUGCAAUAGACGGUAGCUAUGGACUCCGGAUAAAAGAUUCGACAGCAGGGGAGCACAGCUUUAGCGAAGGUGCGGUUUAUGUGGAAGGAACGUCAUCAUUAGCUCCUGUGCAUCAUGAAGAUGCUGUAGGUGGCAAUGAACAUGAUACUGCAAUACACGAAGUUGAGGUCGUAGGCUCAGACGUCCAUGAACAUGGCAGUACGAUAAUAGGUGGCAGUGUUGGGGUGAAUUUCGAUACCACUGAUCAUGAUUACAGAAGUAAUAUACAGCACCUUCAGCGUAAAAAUGUCUAUUCAGCUGCUGUCGGAUCUGUCCUUGAAGAUGGUCACACCGCUUCAGUGCAUGCUUUGAGAGAAUCACACGGUAGUUCACCAACCUCUUACUCUAAUGAAGAGAUUAUUUCAUCUGAUUUAGUUACGCAUGAUACCCUCUUUGAUGAUGCUGGACAUAAGCAUUCAGUUGUUGUUAUUGGACAUGGAAAUACAGGAGAUUCAAGGUAUGGGGGUUCAGGUGACAUAAGUCACAGAAGUUUUGGUGAUACAGUCCACAAGAAUUCAGACGACACAGAUAUUUCAGAAGUUGUUAGUGAUGGAGAGAGCAAAAGUGAUCAUGAUGAUUCUGACGAUGACUCAAGUCCAAUUCCUGUGUAUAAUGGUGGUUUAAAGUUUGAAUCACACGACUUAGAAGAUUCUGAUGAACGUAGUCGUGAGGAAGAAAGCUUAGAAUAUGAGUCCCCUGAUGAUCCUAUUCAUGAAAGUUUUACUGGUUUUCAUGAAUCAAUCCCAGGACAUAGUUCUCCUGAAACGGAACAUGCAGGGUUAGUUGGACAAGACCAAAAUGGUAAGGGGUCUCAGCCUUCUAAAGAUGAAAGCCAUAAUUUUGAAAUUAGUCACAUUCAGAGCAAUACUGCAGCACAUGGAGUAGAUACUUCAUUGCCCAACACACAUCUAGGAUCAGUUUCAACUGAACAUGGUGACUUAAAUGGAGAAAAACACAUCGUCUUUUCCAGUGAAGAAAACGAUGCCCCUAAAAUUGGGGUUCAAGGCUCUUUUGCACAAUCUCACACUGCUACUAAUGAUAUUAAUGUUGGAGACUUAAUACCUACUGGUGUUGGUUAUAAAACAUAUGAUAGCUCUAGUGGACAAAACACACUUAUCUUUGGAAAUCAAGUUUCCAAUGGUCUAAGCCAUGGCGGAGCUACAGAUAUUGAACGUGAUCGGUUAGCGGUCACAGGUUAUAAUGAUGCUAAUACUUUAAGCCAUGGAGGGUCUCUUUUAUUAGGUCACAGAUUUGCCCCAGUUAUUAGACAUCAUGGACUGAAUGGUAAUGAACAUGGCAAAACUGAUGAUAGCGAAGAAGAAAAAUCAUUUGAUUCUGUUGACAAUGGUGCCACUAUUUCUAGCCACGGAGGACCUGCUGGUAUAGCCACCAGUGACAGUAGAUCCAUUUCUGCACAGCAUCAUAAUGCACUAUUAAUCAACCAUGGAAGACCUGCGAAGCUACAUGUAGAUAACCCUGUUACACUUGUUCAUGGAAGUUCUCCUGCUGUAGGACAUUAUAAUACUGUAUCUACCACACAAGGACAAACAAUAAACUUUUUAUCUGAUGUUCCUUUGCCUGUAGGUAAUCUAGGAUCUGGCGUAAGACUUGGAGGUAUUUCACCAGUACCUUUUGGCGUUCCUCUUAGUACAAAGCAAACAUUGCUUCGCGGUGUUGGCCAAAGGGCUUCUGUUGUUAUUGGACCUGGAAGGACUACAAGUGUUGGCCAUGGGGUAGCCAGUGAUCACUACCACGGCAUAGUUGUGCCCAGUAUUCAUGGUGCUUCCGAGGGAAUUCCACAUAAAAAUAUUGCUUUAGAAAAUCAUGGGAGAUUAGUUGGAACAGUUCAGGGAACCAGUUCAACUUCCGGACAAGAUAUCCGUGCAGGUUUUCCCAAAGGGCCUGAACAUCAUAAAGACUCAAAUCCCGGUACAAUUAGUUCAGCUGGUCAGGGUAGGUCUAGUGUGGAUGUUUCAAGUGGCUCCAUUGGCAAUGCAUUUAGGAAUAGAGAACAGGUACAUAAAAACUUGGCUGUCCUGCAGCCUAGAGAUUUCAUAGGCUUACAACAUGCAACUUCUAGUCCAAAAAUAGUUGCAAGAGCUUCUGUCAGCUUUAACCUUGGAGCUCCUAGAAGUAGACAUAGCCCCAGCAGUGGAACUUUAUCAAAGAAAACAAAAGGGAUAUUUGGAAAAGAAUUUGGCGGAUUUCAAGUAGGGCAAGGAGAGAUUCACGCAGGUCUUGCUGAUGUAAGUCACAGAUCACUGAGAAGAAAACGUAAUAGUGCUUCACCAAAACAAGAGUCUAGAACUUCAAACAGUCACGUUCUUGAUGGAUUAAUCAUGUAAGUGAUUCAUCAUAAGUCAUAAUGUAAUCAGUGAUGAUUAUGUGGUUAUGUAUGUUUAAUUACAUUAUAUAUUGUUAUUUUGUUUUAAAUUUUUCUUAAAUUUUUUUAAUAAAAACUACUCCA
Molecule: messenger RNA, 2625 nt
Organism: Macrobrachium nipponense
Lineage: Eukaryota; Metazoa; Arthropoda; Malacostraca; Decapoda; Palaemonidae
Exons: 2
Coding region: 50-2503 (817 amino acids)
Source: RefSeq, a predicted model, not a curated record